AUGACUUCAAAAAGAAACGAAUAUUUAUCAAGUGCAGCAUAUAGAAGGCUAACUGAGGAACAGCGAGAAUCAUAUAUACAAUCUUUAUUUGAUGAAAUUUGUGACGAUGACGCUCCCUAUGACUUUGACUCUGAAGAUGAAGAAGAAAUUCAAAUCAAUGACAUUGAAAUUGCUGAUGACGAUGCUGAAGUUUUGCAAAGUGCCGCAGAAGUAUUACCUGAUUAUGCGGACUAUGAGGAUGAUGAAGAAGACGAUGAAGAAGAAGAAGUAGAAGAAAAUAAUGAAUUACCUGCUAGUGCCGAAAAAUUUGUUGCACGUGAUGGUACUGAGUGGAUGAAAGAACCAAAUGUAAGUCGUCAGGUGCUCAGGCAAAAUAUUAUAAGAGAACGUUCUGGACCAGCUGGAUGCACUGAAAUGUUGUCAAUAGAGCAAACAUUCAAAUGUUUCAUGAACGUUGAAAUGGCUGAUAUAAUUAUGCGCCACACAAAUAAGUUAGCAAAAGAAACUUAUAAUGCUUACAACAAUGCGCAUCCAAACACAACUCCUAAGUCAUGGACGCCUGUGUCAAUAACAGAGCUGUAUGCAUUUUUUGGCAUACUAAUUAUGACUGGUGCAAACCAUAGCAAUGGAGAAUAUGUUCCAGAUUUAUGGAGCGUCAAAAACUAUCCUUUAUAUCGCGCCACAAUGGGAGUCAACCGUUUCUGUUCGAUAUUGCGGUUCCUAAGAUUUGACGAUAAAAACACUCGUGCAACACGCUUACUAACUGAUAAAGCAGCACCGAUCAGUGAGUUUUGGACGAUGAUGAACAAUAAUCUUGCUGCACAUUACAAGCCCAGCUCAUGCUUGACGAUUGAUGAACAAUUAUUUCCUUACCGUGGACGCACACGGUUUACGCAGUACAUACCGUCAAAACUUGCUAAAUAUGGUGUCAAGGUUUGGUGGAUUUGCGAUGCCACAAAUACAUAUCCACUGCAUGGACAAAUAUAUACUGGCCAAGCAGAAACUGGUAGGGAAGCGAACCAAGGCGAACGAGUGGUGAAGGAUUUGUCUGCCAAAUACCAAGAAAGUGGCCGAAACAUUACAAUGGACAAUUUGUUUACGACCUUGCCAGUUGCAGAACUGCUUCUCAAGAAAUGA
Molecule: messenger RNA, 1137 nt
Organism: Bactrocera tryoni
Lineage: Eukaryota; Metazoa; Arthropoda; Insecta; Diptera; Tephritidae
Product: piggyBac transposable element-derived protein 3-like
Exons: 2
Coding region: 1-1137 (378 amino acids)
Source: RefSeq, a predicted model, not a curated record